This is a messenger RNA of Grosmannia clavigera kw1407, 477 nucleotides long. RefSeq lists its product as uncharacterized. The record is from RefSeq and is a predicted model, not a curated record. Bases 1 to 477 code for a protein of 158 amino acids. NCBI's taxonomy places the organism in Eukaryota, Fungi, Ascomycota, Sordariomycetes, Ophiostomatales, Ophiostomataceae. The transcript is spliced from 3 exons.
AUGGCUUCAGCCUCUUUCCUCCGCCAAGACGGCGACCUCGGCCACGAUCCCGAUCUCGACACGAACCGACUGCUCCCCACUUCCAACCGUCGCCGGAAGCGCCACCAGGUACGCGUCCAGGGCCGUCUUGCUCUGCCACAGCAGCAGAGCGUGGAUGACGACGCAAGCGGUACGGAUGAGGAGGACACGGUCGAGACCGCACGGCGUGACCGGCAACGGCGCGGCUACGGCAUAGGUGGUGCAGGAAAUAUCCGUCGGCCGACAGAAGUUACGUUUCCGUUAUCGAAGCGCCCAGGUGGUUUAACGCCGAGACCGAGAAGCGCGCACGGCUUAGGACGAGAUGGACGCGAGGAACGAGAUGAACGAGACACACGAGACGAACGGGCGGACUACGGCACGCGUGAGUCGAGGCCAUGGGCAUGGAUGCGGGGCCUGCUAGGACGUCGGGGCAUACGGGCGCCGGAAACUGUGCCAUGA